Molecule: messenger RNA, 480 nt
Organism: Anthostomella pinea
Lineage: Eukaryota; Fungi; Ascomycota; Sordariomycetes; Xylariales; Xylariaceae
Source: the annotation of a GenBank genome assembly
AUGAUCGACAAGUGCGUGGCACUCGACGAAGUUAUCAAUCUCAUGAACCCCAACCAGUCGAGGUACUUUGGCUGGAAUUUCCUCGCCAUGAAGAAGUAUAAGACGGUUGAGUUCAGGCGUGGUUCAGGGAGCCGCUCGGAGGAUGAUGUGUUCAUGUGGGCCGAGUUCGCCUUGUCGUUUCUUCAAGCUUCUGUGAGACUCCAGUCUGCCAGUAGCCUGAAAGACUAUCCUGCAUCGGUCGGGGGCCUGAGUAUGUUCAUUUCGUUUGUGCAGUUGCCUGACAAGCCUGGGAUGAACGAUUCCGUUCACCUCGGCCGACUCUUUGCUGGGAAACGCCCGGACGAAAAGGUCUCGCCUGUCCCUGUUGGCAAAUUGAGCCCAGAGAAGCAGAAGAAGCUGGAGAAGAAGCUCAAAGCCGAUGCUUUGAGUAACCCAAUGCUCACAAAGGUAUACUACGCUCAAUCAGCUGGAAUCAUCUGA